AUGACUCGGAACCAGCUCAUAGUUUACAUCAAGUAUCUGAAGUCUCGGUCGUUACAGAUAUAUUACGGCCCGUUGAUUCAGCUGUUGAUGCAGCACAAAGACAACCAUGGUAUUUUUAACUCGCCUGUUGACCCAGAUGCUGAGAACUUACCGACCUACUAUUCCGUUAUUUCGAAACCUAUGGAUUUGGGAACAAUUCGAGAUCGCUUAGCCAGCGGCGAGUAUCAGACUCAACGUGAUAUCUUGAACGAUAUUUCCCUGGUGUUUAAGAACGCGCAGAAGUUUAAUCCCCCAACCCACUUCGUAUACUUGUGUGCUUCUUCCCUAAGCAAGGUUUUCGAAAGCGAGGUAGAAAAGAUCCGAACUCGCAUUGAGCAGAAUCGUGUGAAUCAAGCCAACCAUUUCUGCUCUUCUUGCCGAGGAACGCCCUGUCGAAUCUGCGGCGAGAAGUGUUUGAAGUACAGUCCUCCCGUGUUUGUUUGCGAUGGCGAUUGCCAUGAACGAAUCUUGCGAAACACGACCUACUACAUCAUCCGUGGACAGAAAGGACGGUACUGUCAGAAGUGCUAUGCAAAGAAGAUCGUGGGAAUGGACAAAGCGGACCGCAAGAAUCUAUUCGUGAAGAAGAAGAACGACGAAGUGUUUCCGGAAUCCUGGGUGCAAUGUUCACGCUGCCACGAGUGGCUCCACUGUAUCUGCGGCUUGGUUCAUCCUCGCCAAGUCACCAACAACUACGUCUGUCCGAUCUGUCUCUCGGAAGACCCGCGAAGAGAACCGAAGCCCGUCCAGGGAGCGGCUGCGAUCCCGACCUGCCCGCUGAGCGAGUACUUAACAGAACAGGUGUAUCAGCGUGUGGAUCAAGUGGUGCAGAAGUUGCCGAAGCGCCUUCGCCCUACGGGGGCGGCGCUAUCGCAACUCAAGCAGAAUCUGAUCGUGCGGGUCGUGAGCAACAUCACGACCUCCGUGACGGUGAAGAAGGCCAUCGCGCCCCUGUUUACUCCCGACUACUCCGACGAGCUCUCGCUGCCCUACCGGAGUAAGUGCAUCGCGUUCUUCCAGCACCGCAACGGCGUGGAUAUUCUGCUGUUCGUGCUGUAUGUCCACGAAUUCGGCGAGAAUACAACGCCUGCCAAUCGUCGCUGCGUGUACAUUUCCUAUCUGGACAGCGUCCACUUCCUCUCUCCCCGCUAUCUCCGCACUCCCCUGUACCAUACGCUUCUCAACGGCUAUCUGGCCUAUGCGAAAUCGAACGGGUAUUGCCGCGCACACAUCUGGGCAUGCCCUCCUUCGCGCGGUGAUGACUACAUUUUCCCUCAUCACCCCCGCGAUCAGCGAACGCCCAACGCGGACCAUUUGAUUGGAUGGUAUCGCCAGUUGUUGGCGGAAGCCGUCGAGGCCGGGAUCGUGAGCCACGCCUCGUGCCAAUUGGACGAGCUUCUCCAUAUCAACGCGGUGCGGAGCAAUAAUCCGGAUAUCAACCAGCGGCAGAUUCGAUGCUUUUCGAUUCGAGGGGUCGCCGAAACAGAACUCCCAGAGUCUGUUUUAGAGCGCAUCCAGACGUCUCCUCUCCCCUCCUCUCCCUGCUCUUCAGACUAUGAAACAGAGAAUGAAAACGAAAACGAAAACGAAUCCGAUUUGUCUUCAGACAUGUCGUCGCUCAGCACGGCCACAGCAUCCAUCCCUUCUGCGGACUUUACACCCCAUCCCACUGCUUCCUUGCUGCCGACCGGGUCGCUGAGCGAGCUGGAGCGCGUUCUCCUCUUGACCGUUCCUUAUUUCGAGGGGGAUUAUCUUCCGUACGUGGGAGAGGAUCUUUUGAAAGAGAUCUACCAGGAUAGUUUGAAGCCCAAAGUCUCUCGCAGCGUUCGCAUUCAUCGCCUCCUGACAUCUAGACCUCUCUCUCCCACGUGUCCUCCGUCUCCUCCUCCACCAAGAACAGAGCCGAGCUUCGCGACCGAAUUCUACAAGACAACAUUCUACAGUUGCCUUCCGAGUUCCUUCGCAAGUAUGCCAAAUCCAUGCUGGAGAAUCCUGCUCGCUUCAUGA
This is a messenger RNA of Blastocystis hominis, 2046 nucleotides long. RefSeq lists its product as hypothetical. NCBI's taxonomy places the organism in Eukaryota, Bigyra, Opalinata, Blastocystidae. Gene Ontology annotation, biological process: positive regulation of transcription by RNA polymerase II. Gene Ontology annotation, molecular function: chromatin DNA binding; histone acetyltransferase activity; protein binding. Bases 1 to 2046 code for a protein of 681 amino acids. The record is from RefSeq and is a predicted model, not a curated record. The transcript has a single exon. Gene Ontology annotation, cellular component: transcription regulator complex; histone acetyltransferase complex.